AUGGAUACAAAACAAAACCCACACACUAUAACAAAGUGCAACUCACCCGAAUUCGAAUUCUGGAUGCUCCGAAACCCAUCUUUCCCACAACCAAAUCUUCUCACCGCCGACGAACUUUUCGUCGACGGUGUACUCCUUCCCCUCCACCUUAUCCCUGCCACAAAUAACCCCGACCCACCUCAACAAUCACCAAGCCCGGAUCCACUAGUUAAAGAGCCGGAUCCAGAACCCGGUUCUCAACCCGAAUCUUCACCUGCUAUAACUGAAUCCUCAACCACCACCACUUUCUCUUCUUCAAAACGGUGGAAAGAUAUUUUCCGAAAAGGUGAGAAAAAAAACAUCACAGAAGAGAAAGAGAAAGAGAAAGAGAACAAGAAGAAGAAGAAAGAGAGAAAAAACGGAAACGGUUCCACUUCUGCAGAGUUGAACAUCAACAUAUGGCCAUUUUCACGAAGUAGGUCCGCGGGUAACACCGGCACCCGACCCAAAUUAUUUCCUCCAGUUACCCGGAAAGUCAACAGCGCGCCGUGUUCUCGUAGCAACUCAACCGGAGAGUCAAAAUCUAGAAAAUGGCCGAACAGUCCGGGUCGUGCCGGAGUCCACGUCGGUCGGAGCAGUCCAGUAUGGCAGGUUCGUCGCGGUAUCUCCAAAAACUCAGAGCAACAACCUCUCAACACAGAGAAAGAGAAAGCUUCAAAAACUGAAUCCGCCGCAACUCGCCGGAGCAAGGUGGUUUCUAGCGGCGGAGGUAAAACUAGGGUUUUGAAUUUGAAUGUUCCGAUGUGUAUUGGCUACAGACAUCACUUGAGCUGUAGAAGUGACGAGAACGGUGCCGUCGGUGUGAGCAGUGGCGCCGUCGCGAACGGCGGUGGUGAGUGUCAUCACGAUGAAGGAAGUGGCGGUAACAUUUUUAAUCUACGCAACCUUUUUACCAAAAAAAGCAUAGUAACUUCUCACUAG
Vicia faba (fava bean) is the source of this 960-nucleotide messenger RNA. NCBI's taxonomy places the organism in Eukaryota, Viridiplantae, Streptophyta, Magnoliopsida, Fabales, Fabaceae. The record is from the annotation of a GenBank genome assembly.